AUGUUCUUCAAAUCUGUCGUUUCUUUUGCUGUCCUUCUUGCUGCUCAGAUCGCCGCCGCACAAAGCUGCAGUCGCACUUACACCGUUCAAGAGGGCGACACGUGCGACAGUAUCUCUGCCGCCAACAACGCUUCCACGUACCAGGUUGCUGUUGUAAACUACGGGAACGUCGACCCCCAGUGUGACAAUCUCACUCCCGGAGAGUCGAUUUGCCUGGGCUUUGCCGGCGAAGACUGUCAGACCACCUACGUGGUGCAACUCGGGGACACCUGCGAUGAUAUCUCCUCUGCUUACGGCGUCAAUACCACCAUUUUAUACAUGAACAACCCCCAGAUCAACGAGGACUGUUCCAAUAUUUACGUUGGAGAGGUGUUGUGUACCGCCUGUACGGUCGAGGUUCCCCCUGCUCCAGGUGGUUCUCCCGUUCCAUCUGUUGUUCAACCUCCUCCAACAGCGGUUCCUGCCAACCCUUCAGGCGACGGUGGUGACGAUGACGAUCUCCCAUGGUGCGAUUAA
Pisolithus orientalis is the source of this 516-nucleotide messenger RNA. RefSeq lists its product as uncharacterized. The record is from RefSeq and is a predicted model, not a curated record. NCBI's taxonomy places the organism in Eukaryota, Fungi, Basidiomycota, Agaricomycetes, Boletales, Pisolithaceae. Bases 1 to 516 code for a protein of 171 amino acids. The transcript is spliced from 4 exons.